This is a messenger RNA of Perca fluviatilis (European perch), 2538 nucleotides long. RefSeq names its product NADPH oxidase organizer 1a (gene noxo1a). The record is from RefSeq and is a predicted model, not a curated record. Gene Ontology annotation, biological process: superoxide anion generation. The transcript is spliced from 8 exons. NCBI's taxonomy places the organism in Eukaryota, Metazoa, Chordata, Actinopteri, Perciformes, Percidae. Gene Ontology annotation, molecular function: superoxide-generating NADPH oxidase activator activity; phosphatidylinositol binding; protein binding. The coding region runs from base 411 to 1997 and encodes 528 amino acids.
AAUAACAAUAGUUGGAAUGCUGUUGAACAGCAUUCCCACUAAUAAAAUAGCCAUGACUAAAGAGAACCGCUGUAUGACAAUGGCAACACAGCCGCUGGCUGUUUCCUUUGGCUAAGAAUGUAACCAUGCAUCCCAAAGCAACAAUACAGGCUUAACCACUUUGGGAAAUAACUGUGUGUAUUAGCCCAUAAAAUGCUUCACGGUAGUUUAGAAACGCUGGACUUUCCUGUAAGUGACGAGGAUGUAUUAUCCUAUUGUCUACGUGAAGCCACACCUCCGCCGGGAAAAAGAUAAAUAAGCACCUGCCGAGCAUCUCUGCUUCAGGUCCCCAAACCAGAGCGAGGCUGAGAGGCAUCUGUCGCAGCGCAACAUCUCAACUAUCCAACCCACUGGGUCUCUGUCGGUUCAUCAUGGAGGCGCAGCGGUAUCCCAUCAGCGUCCGUGUAACCGGAGCAAUGCACAAGGAGAAGAGCAAAACCUACGUGACAUCCGUGCUUUGGUCAGACCAGAAUGAUAUUGUGGUUUACAGGACUUUUCAGGAUUUCAAGAAAUUUCACAAACAAAUGAAGAAGUUGUUCCCACCCGCAAGUAAAAGGCGCAAAUCCGACAGAACCAUCCCCAGCUUUCGAGACAAAAAAGUGAUCCGGGGCGGCCAGAGGAAUGGUCCCACAAAGUCACUAGAGCGCAUCAAGUUGUUGCAGAAAUAUUGUGAUGAACUUCUGAGCUGCGACCCGCGGGUCUCCCAGUCUGCAGAGUUCAUCCAGUUCUUCCAACCCAAAGACCAGGACCUGCAGCCGGAGUUCGCCAAGAACAGCAUCAUGAUCAUGCCAUCAGACGAAGUCGGGGCCAAUGCUGGACAGAACAGCGGUGGUAACGUGACCCAGCCGUUCAUCACAGAGACGUACAGAUGUGUGGCCACUUACGAGACCAAAGACACCAAGAACAAACCUUUCAAAGUGGCCAUGGAUGAAAAAGUAGACGUACUCAUCAAAGACAAAGCAGGGUGGUGGCUUGUGGAGAAUGAAGACAAGCGGAUGGCCUGGUUUCCUGCCCCCUACCUGGAGAAGCUAGAUGAUGAUGAUGAUUGGGAUGAAGAUGCAAUUGAUGGGACUUCUGAAAGUGGAAUGCUGUACACUGCUGUCAAGGGCUACAAAGCCACCAAAGAUGACGAGAUAACCGUGGCCAUCGGUACAGUGGUGGAAGUUCUGCAGAAGUCUGACAACGGCUGGUGGCUCAUCAGAUACAAUGGUAAAGAAGGUUACAUCCCCACUAUGUACCUGCAGCCCUAUGUCCACCCUCACGUCCGCAUGACAGCCCACCAUCAAGAUCGCUGCUCCUCCCCACAAUUCCUCUCCUCGAGCCUGGAACAGCAGUCCAACCGGCUCAGCCACUCACAAGGAAACCUGCUGCAAAUUCCAACCGCCAAGUCUCCCUCACCCCGCCUGGCCAAACCAUACAGCCAGCAAAGAUCACGCUCUCUAGAGAUCGAAGGUGAACAACCUCCUGCUCAGCCUGCAGGGAAAAACGCCGCCCCUGCUACAAACGUUGCCACCUCACCAACGACUGCAAAGUGCACCGCUCCGCCCACGAUCAUGGUGGAGAUGGACGGAGAAGAGGAGAAACGUGGCAUUAUCCUAAGAGCACAUAGCGAGGGAAGCGAGGGAAGCGACAGCUGCGACAGCAGCGAUGACCUCAAUUCUUCCUGGGCGAGCUCCUCGUCCUUCAACCUGAGCCAGAGUUACAACGAGGAGCAGCUGCGUUACAGCCGCACGCCUCCCACCAUGGAGAACAACCGUCUUAACCCGACAAUCGGCCCACAUGGGAAAAUAAUGACUCCCAGUGUCUCUGAUCCCAACCUCUACAAGGGCCCGACAACACCCAAGGUGCCACCCAGACCGCGGGUCCAGGAGAUCCUCACCCGGUGUACCACUGUCACCCGCAAGAAUGCAAACAAAGGCCGCCUGUCACACACACAAACAGAGAUAAUAAGUCAAUGAAGUUUCUCUUGAGGUUAGCUUUAUUUUUUUAGUUGCAGAGUAGUUUAGUUAUAAUGAAGUAGAGGUGUCGCAUCAGAUGCAAUAAAGUUGUUGUGCCAGCACUUUUUUUUUGUCCUGUCAAUGUUGUUUUCAUAAUCUUUGAAGAGAUUGCCAAUAAGUAUGCAGAUGUAUGCAAAUGUACAAUGGCCUUCAGUAAAAUGAGCGUGUAUAUAUAACAUGUCUAUACAAUCGGUUUUGAAUGAUCACUUAUUUUUCAUACUGGAAACCUCGUGUUGUGCCUUAUAUGCAUUUGACUGUGCUGAGCGCACAGAGAAAGAUGGAUUUUGUUCUUGUGACUGUAGUAAUGCCGCGUUCUAUUUACCUCGGAACUCGGUUUCAACGAGGUCAAAGUCGGGACACACGCCCCCUGACCUCGGAUUUACGAGCUCGGAACUAGGGACAACCUCGCAGUAGCCAGAGUUCAAAAUCCAACAUGGCUGCCCCCUGUAUCAACAGUUGUGAAAGCUGCAGUAACAUAAAGUUAUAAGCACUUCUGUCUUAU